UUCUGGUGUAGGGUUUCUUCUCUUCUCUUUCUUAGAGCGACUGCAAACUGCAAAGGGGAUCUUUGUCUGAAAUCUAAGAGUGACAAAAUUCGAUCGUGUAAUUAUCUGGAAAUGGCUGAUUUCAGUUACUUCUAGUAAUUAUUAUCGUCGAUCUAUAAGAUUUCGUGGAUAAAGUUGGUGUUUCAAUUGAGAAUGUAUACAAAAAUACAUUUGAUUGGUAACUGAGACAUGUUCAUAGAAUUUCAAUGGCUUUCCAAGUUUUAGAUUGAGUUUUAGAGAGGGUUGUUUCAAUUGCAUAUGUGGUGUGAAACAAAUUUAAGGGAAUUAACCAAACACAAGUUCACAGCAUAUUCUUCUGCCAAUACUGCACAGCCAUAAAUCAUGAGUGGAUCCAUGUCAAGAUACGUACGUAUUGGUGAUAACUACAACACUUUAGAUCAGGUGAUAGAAGCUCUUAUUGAAGCUAGUCUAGAGUCUACAAGUAUGAUUGUUGGGAUUGAUUUCACAAAGAGUAAUGAGUGGACAGGUGCUAAAUCAUUUAACAACAAGUCUCUGCAUCACAUCAGUGAAAUUUCAAACCCUUAUGAGGUAGCGGUUACGGUUAUUGGAGGAACUCUUUCAUCUUUGAACAACGAGGAUGAUAAUCUUAUCCCUUGUUUUGGGUUCGGAGAUGCAUCAACGCAUGAUAAGGAUGUAUUUAGUUUUUAUUCGGAUCAAAGAUCGUGUAACGGUAUCGAGGAAGCACUGGAGCGCUAUAGGGAACUUGUUCCCCAUGUUCGCUUAGCUGGGCCAACAUCUUUUGCUCCCAUAAUUGAAACGGCUAUAGAUAUUGUGGAGAAGAGUGGGCGUCGAUAUCAUGUUCUGCUCAUUAUUGCAGAUGGUCAGGUGACAAGAAAUUCAGACACAGAAGUGGGUCAGUUAGGCCAACAGGAACAGGAAACAGUUGACGCGAUUGUUAAAGCAAGUGAAUAUCCAUUAUCAAUUGUUUUAGUUGGUGUUGGUGAUGGUCCCUGGGAUAUUAUGCGUGAAUUUGAUAAUAUUAUUCCACGUCGAACAUUCGAUAAUUUUCAGUUUGUGAAUUUAACAGAAAUCUUGAGGCGAGAUAUAUCUAUAGAGAAAAUGCACUCAGAAAUUGCUCUAGCAGCAUUAAAGAAAAUACCUUCACAGUAUCUUGCAACUUUAGAUCUUCGGAGUUCUGGCCGCACGCACGAGUGGUGGCGGAGUCCACUACCUCCUCCCAGUAAUUUCCAGCAAUCACCUUGUCCCACUGAUCAAAAACCACUUGAUGAUUCUAUCCAUGCUGCUGCUUCUUAUAAUUCUCGCUUGGCAGAAGACAUACAUGAAGAGGUUGCCUGUCCUAUUUGUCUUGAGAAUCCUAGGGAUUUCGUUUUUGGAUGUGGGCAUCGGACAUGCCAAGAAUGCGGAAAGGAAUUAUCACUAUGUCCCAUCUGUCGAACCGAAAUAACUAUCAGGAUCAAACUUCACUCAUGAGCAAUCACUCUCGAUCUGUUUGUAUAUACAUAUUGACACAAUUUGGUGAUUUAUGCACUUCAAUUCCUUAACGAUUAUAUACAUAGACUAUACUAUAAGGAUGAUACUGUGACGGUGCAACAAAAUAUGUCUAUUGUUUUCACAA
Papaver somniferum (opium poppy) is the source of this 1636-nucleotide messenger RNA. RefSeq names its product E3 ubiquitin-protein ligase RGLG2-like. The coding region runs from base 382 to 1491 and encodes 369 amino acids. The transcript has 11 exons. The record is from RefSeq and is a predicted model, not a curated record. NCBI's taxonomy places the organism in Eukaryota, Viridiplantae, Streptophyta, Magnoliopsida, Ranunculales, Papaveraceae.